Molecule: messenger RNA, 814 nt
Organism: Mesoplodon densirostris (Blainville's beaked whale)
Lineage: Eukaryota; Metazoa; Chordata; Mammalia; Artiodactyla; Ziphiidae
Product: heterogeneous nuclear ribonucleoproteins C1/C2-like
Exons: 2
Coding region: 1-528 (175 amino acids)
Cellular component (GO): nucleus
Molecular function (GO): RNA binding
Source: RefSeq, a predicted model, not a curated record
AUGGUUAAUGUCAUUCCAGGCCCCAAGACGCUGCAAGUUCCAGGCACCCACCCCGACCUUCCUGCACCCACACCCAGGCCCCAGUCAGGGAUGGAGGAUGGCAGAGAUCACAGGGUGGGGGUGGGGAGAAGGAGAUGUGGACAGCGGGGAUCUUCUAAGUCUGGAAAGUUGAAAGGAGAUGACCUUCAGGCCAUUAAGAAGGAGUUGGCUCAGAUAAAACAAAAAGUGGAUUCUCUACUGGAAAACCUGGAAAAAAUAGAAAAGGAACAGAGCAAACAAGGAGUAGAGAUGAAGAAUGAUAAGUCAGAAGAGGAGCAGAGCAGCAGCUCCCUGAAGAAAGAGGAGACUAAUGUGAAGAUGGAGUCUGAGGGGGGUGCAGAUGACUCUGCUGAGGAGGGGGACCUACUGGAUGAUGAUGAUAAUGAAGAUCGGGGGGAUGACCAGCUGGAGUUGAUCAAGGAUGAUGAAAAAGAGGCUGAGGAAGGAGAGGAUGACAGAGACAGCGCCAAUGGCGAGGAUGACUCUUAAGCACAUAGUGGGGUUUAGAAAUCUUGUCCCAUUAUUUCUUUACCUAGGCGCUUGUCUAAGAUCAAAAUUUUCACCAGAUCCUCUCCCCUAGUAUCUUCAGCACAUGCUCACUGUUGUCCCCAUCCUUGUCCUUCCCAUGUUCAUUAAUUCACAUUGCCCUGCGCCUAGUCCCGUUUUCACUUCCUUUGAUGCUCCUAGUAGUUCUGUUAAGUCUUACCCUGUAAUUUUUGCUUUUAAUUUUGAUACCUCUUUAUGACUUAACAAUAAAAAGGAUGUAUGGUUUUUA